Molecule: messenger RNA, 2326 nt
Organism: Cricetulus griseus (Chinese hamster)
Lineage: Eukaryota; Metazoa; Chordata; Mammalia; Rodentia; Cricetidae
Source: RefSeq, a predicted model, not a curated record
UGACCGUGACGUCACGCACGCGUCUCGGGUCUGGGCCGCGCGCCCUCACGCUCGCGCGUGGCCGCGGUCUCCUGACGCGUCGCUGUUGCUGUGUCGGCCUUGCGUCCCGCCAGGGCAGCAGCAUGUACCACAGCAGCAGCCAGAAGCGGCACUGGACCUUCGCCGGCGAGGAGCAGCUGGCGCGCCUGCGGGCCGACGCCAACCGCAAAUUCAAGUGCAAAGCGGUGGCUAACGGGAAGGUUCUUCCAAAUGAUCCAGUGUUUCUUGAGCCUUAUGAAGAAAUUACACUGUGCAAAUACUAUGAGAAAAGAUUGCUGGAAUUCUGUUCGGUGUUUAAACCAGCAAUGCCACGGUCUGUUGUGGGUACAGCUUGUAUGUAUUUCAAGCGUUUUUAUCUUAAUAAUUCAGUAAUGGAAUAUCACCCCCGGAUAAUAAUGCUCACUUGUGCAUUUCUGGCCUGCAAAGUAGAUGAAUUCAAUGUGUCUAGUCCUCAAUUUGUUGGAAAUCUUCGAGAGAGUCCCCUGGGACAGGAGAAAGCGCUAGAGCAAAUUUUGGAAUAUGAAUUACUACUUAUACAGCAGCUUAAUUUUCACCUUAUUGUCCACAAUCCUUAUCGACCAUUUGAAGGCUUCCUCAUUGAUAUAAAGACGCGGUACCCCAUGUUGGAGAAUCCAGAGAUUUUGAGGAAAACAGCUGAUGAUUUUCUUAGUAGAAUUGCGUUGACAGAUGCUUAUCUUUUAUACACACCUUCACAAAUUGCCCUGACUGCCAUUUUAUCGAGUGCCUCUAGGGCUGGAAUUACUAUGGAAAGCUAUUUAUCAGAGAGUCUAAUGCUGAGAGAAAAUAGAACAUGCCUGUCACAGUUACUGGAUAUAAUGAAAAGCAUGAGAAACCUAGUAAAAAAGUAUGAGCCACCCAGGUCUGAAGAAGUUGCUGUUCUGAAACAGAAGUUGGAGCGAUGUCAUUCUGCUGACCUUGCACUUAAUGUGGUUACGAAGAAGAGGAAAGGCUAUGAAGAUGAUGACUAUGUAUCAAAGAAACCCAAACAAGAAGAGGAGGAAUGGACUGAUGAUGACCUGGUAGAUUCUCUCUAAUAAUUUGAAAUGACUACGGCAGUGCUAACUAAGCAACAGAAGUAGGAAGCAUGUCUGGCAUUUAACUUUCUUUAAAGUACUACAAUGUGAAAACAUCAAAAUAUAUUAAACUUUUCUAAUUGUAUUUUUUCUCGUGAUGCUUUACAUAUAAUUUGAAAAAAGGCUGAAUACUACCUAUUUUGGAUAUUCAUAACUCACUAAGAUUAGUAGCUAAUUCUGUCCUCCUAAGAUGGCCAAAGUCAAACUGUGGUGCACUUCCUUACACUGUUUUGAGCAAAAUGUGAUUAAACAAACCUAUCCAUUUAGAAGAAAUGCAGAAAACAAACCUUAGUAGUCGGUAAACUUUGGAAGUGCUAAGGAAAUAGGUUUUAUUCUCCAGAGGGUCUUACAAAUGGCUUUUCAAAAUGUAUCUCAAUAGACUGUACUAAUUAUGAAUUACUACUAGCUGUAGAAUGUAUUGGGCAGUUAUUUAGUGCUUAGGCACUAACUUUUAUUCUAAGCAGUUACUGACAUCUGGGUUUAAAUAAAAUAUAAUUUUUGAGUCUAGAUAAAAAUCUUAAAUUACUACAGAUAAGUGGUAGCAAAUUAUAUAUUCACUCUUAUCAUUAAAUGAUCAUAUGAAGUGAAUCCAUAUAAAGUAGGCAUUAUGGUCACUAGGAAUCUGUAGAUGAGAUACAUUCAAAAGUUUAAAAAUGAAAUAAGUUAAUAUAAAAAUCCACAACAUGGAAUUCAAUUUAGGUAUACCUCUAUUUUUUUCUAUGAGUAAAUUAUACCUCAGUGUGUUACUUUCCCAAGUAGAGAAUGGGGAAAAGGAUGAUGCCUACUCCUGGUAGGAUUAUUCACAGCAGUGCUUGGCAUGCUAAUAUGUUUGUUGUACAUUAAUACUGUCUUAAUGUAGUUAAGUGGUAGAUAAUACAGUUAGGACCAAAUUGCAGAUAGGUAUAUAUUAUCGGGCAACUGUUUUGUUUUUUGGACUUUUUUUUCCCUCCCACCCCCUGAAAACUGGCUUGAAGAAAUUCAGAGAAACUCAACCACCUCAAAAACCUACCCAGCUUUAUAUAUUCCAUUGAUAUACUUCCCAGGAGGGUAGGUAACAUUUUAGUCUAUCUUAAAAUGUGGUGUUAUUUAUGUUCAUGUUCAUCUCUAUAUGCAUGUUCAUCUCUAGCAAUUACUUUUAUGGCUUGAGUUUCUGGUUUUCUUUCUUGUUCUGGAAUAAAAUUGAUGAAGUGUAA